Molecule: messenger RNA, 6190 nt
Organism: Megalopta genalis
Lineage: Eukaryota; Metazoa; Arthropoda; Insecta; Hymenoptera; Halictidae
Gene: SIFR
Product: SIFamide receptor
Biological process (GO): G protein-coupled receptor signaling pathway; cellular response to hormone stimulus
Cellular component (GO): plasma membrane
Molecular function (GO): neuropeptide Y receptor activity; peptide binding
Source: RefSeq, a predicted model, not a curated record
CCAUCGCACAUCGCAUGCGGGUGCAUGUGCCGGUGGAUGUUGCGCGUGCGCUCGUCCGUCGGCUCGCGGCAGACAGCCCGCCGCUACGGGUGCAUCUCGCGGCAGUUCGCAGUCGUCUUCUAAAGCAAGCUCAUUAGUCGCUCAGCAUUCGGCCGGGACACAUUUUCGUGGGUCCCACUCGUUGCUCGCAGAGAACCCAGUCGCUAUCCACCGAACGACACCUACCUCUCUCUCCCUCCCUCCCUCUCUCUUUCUCUAUCGUCACCCUCUGUUCAAUCCCUCCACGUUCUAUCGCACCAUCCACUCAUCGGGCACCGCACUAUUUUCUACCUAAAACCACCCCGGAAACACAAACGUCACGAGUCAGAAAAACGAACGAAACUUCGCGCGAGAGAGCAAACGAGCGAGGAGCAGUUGAUCGUGUCCAGCGAGAAGAAGGAAGAGGAGGCGGAGGAGGAGGAGGUGGUGGAGAAGGAGGAGGAGAAGGUGGCAGACGUCCCGCGAGACAGGGGAUGCAACUGAACUCGAUGGGCUCCUGUGCACGUGCCAGCUGACUCUCUCUCGAGGAGCGUCGAACUUGCAACGACCGCGCGGCUCCCACCCUUCUUCGUCCUCUCACGGUGGAAAUCCCCGUGUGAUUCAUCGGCGACCUCGAGGCCAGUUCACCUAAACCAGAAAGCAGGAAUAGAAUCAUCUCGGAGCGCGGGAUGAGAACGAGUUCCGUCCGAGUUCUCCGGUUCGCGUGAAGAUCGAACGAUCGGGGCGCCGUUCCCCGACGAGGUUGUCCAGCAGAUCCCGGCGAAGAGGAUCCGAACGGAGGCCAGCCUGCAGGUAGACCGCGAAGUCGGUCGUGCCCGGGGUCGUCGACACGACGACGCAGACGACGGAGACGGCGAGGAAGACGCCGUAUAGCAAACGCGAAGUGGUCCCUAACGAGCGGCACGGCCCAUGGUCGAAACCACUUCGAUCCAGCGCGUCACGAUCAAGCUCCCCAUGCUGCAGCCACCGUCUCCCCUCCUGGAGAUGGCAUCGUUGCGUCUGCCGGACUCCGAAGAGUUCGACGUCGACCCACGUCGUCGCAGCAAUAAUGCCAACGUGCCGCCCACGACCGUCGCGGCCGUUCCACCGACCACUGGCACGCUCCUGCAGAUGAGGGACUUCGGCAACAUUCUGAACAACCUGAUCGCCGAGGCCAUCACCGUGAACCCGAGGACCACCAUGGAGGAGCACAGCGGGCUGCUGAACGCCAGCAAAACCGUGAACCUCUCCACCGCCGAACAGAUUCCCGAUCGAUUGUACAGGCACAGCAUGGCGAUGUCCGCGGUCUACUGUGUCGCCUACGUCCUCGUAUUCGUCGUCGGCCUGAUCGGCAACAGUUUCGUCAUCGCCGUGGUGUACCGGUCACCACGUAUGAGGACUGUCACGAACUUCUUCAUCGUCAACCUCGCGGUCGCCGACGUCCUCGUCAUCGUGUUCUGCCUGCCGGCCACCCUGAUGAGCAACAUCUUUGUCCCAUGGUUCCUGGGAUGGUUCAUGUGCAAAGCCGUCGCUUAUAUACAGGGCGUUUCCGUGGCGGCCUCUGUUUACAGCCUUGUUGCGGUUUCCUUGGACAGGUUCCUGGCAAUCUGGUGGCCGCUGAAGUGUCAGAUCACGAAGAAGCGAGCCCGCAUGAUGAUCGUGGUGAUCUGGUUCAUCGCGUUGACGACGACCUCGCCGUGGCUGUUGUUCUUCGACCUGGUGGCGAUCUACGACGACGAUCCAGACCUGAGACUGUGCCUGGAGGUGUGGCCGCAUCCGGCGGACGGCACCCUGUUCUUCCUGAUCGGCAACCUGACCCUGUGCUACGUGCUGCCCACGAUCCUGAUCUCCGUCUGCUACAUACUGAUCUGGAUCAAGGUGUGGCGGCGGAACAUCCCGACGGACACGAAGGACGCGCAGAUGGAGAGGAUACAGCAGAAGUCGAAGGUGAAGGUGGUGAAGAUGCUGGUGGUUGUCGUGAUCCUGUUCGUUCUGUCCUGGCUGCCUCUGUACGUGAUCUUCGCGGUGAUCAAGCUCGGCGGGGACUCGGCUGACCGGGAGGACGAGAUCCUGCCGAUCGCCACGCCGAUCGCGCAAUGGCUGGGCGCCAGUAACUCCUGCAUCAACCCGAUCCUGUACGCGUUCUUCAACAAGAAGUACCGGCGCGGCUUCGUCGCGAUCAUGAAGAGCGGCCGCUGCUGCGGCAAGAUCAGGUACUACGAGACGGUGGCGAUCAUGUCCUCCUCGACCAGCAUGAGGAAGUCCUCCUACUACGUGAACAACAACAACUCGUCGACGAGGCGGGCCUGCCACGGGCCGCCGGUCCACCAGGACAGCAACGUCUCCUACAUAUUCAACCACACCGGCGUCUAGGCGAUCCGUUGGUCCCACCGUACGGAGAAGAGAUUUUGAUGUUCGGCUAUUUCCGAGGCUGGCUGCCCACCGGCGGCUUUCAAAACCGAGGCCGGUCCGAGGCUCAUGGUCACGCCAAGAUGUCGUGUUCGGCAUCGCAACCGAUUGUCGCUCGGACCGGAGGAUGUCGCCGAUUCGACGGAACACCGGAACGGAACGGCCGACGCCCGAUUUUUUCAACACGAAAACGACCUGGCUAUUUGUUCGCUCGGGGCCGGCGAUCGGUCGGUGACCCUUGUUUGUCGACGACGCGAUGGAAACAAACAAACAAAGAAACAAACCAACCAACAAACAAACAGACGGACACCUACUACACUGGAACACACGUACACGCAGUCCAGACAGCAGGAGAACAGCGACACACAGAGAGACAUAUGUACAGACACAGACACACGGACACACGAGUUUCACGAUUUGGAUCCGUCAUUUUGUAUUUUCACCGCGCGAUAAUGUAUUUUGUUAAGCAGAACGGAAAACCGAGGCGGGAAAAAAAACGAUGCCAGAUCUGUAGGAGGGGGGGGGGAAGCAAGCUUCCGGCUCUUGUCUCGCCGUUGUCAUGGAUCCCUUGCUCCGACAUAUCCGGACGUCUCCCAUGGACGCCGCCCGCCGACCGGACGGGGCUCCGAGGCUGCCGGAUACUUUCGGAGGCUUCCUCCUUCUUUUCCACGAUCGUCUUUUUAGAUUUCUAAGGAAUCCACAAGGGAACGAAGGGACCGAGUUCGCCAGCUUGUAAUUAGCGUUGAUGCGUGACAGCGGCGAGUUCGAGGCGCGAUUCGGUCGGCAGCGGGGUAGGGUGCGCUGAUCCAGGGUUUUGGGGAUCGGCCGCGGGCGGCGGGUGGUCCCGUGCAUCUUGUUGUCUCUCGACGGUACACGCACGCACACUGCCACGAGACGCAAUUAAGCUGCGCCCGGCGACGCGCCGCGGGUGUAAUUAAUCCGGAGCAGCUGGCCGCGCGCGACGCCCGCGCGCCGAUUCCAAUGGGACGGGUGUCGCGCCCGAGAUGAGGAAUCGCCCGAAAGAAGAUGAGGAGUCUCGCUCGAGAAGAGAGGAAUCUCCGCCGAUCAGCGAACGGCGAUACGAUCUCGAGCCGAUCACGUUUUUCGGUCCUUAGGAUUACCUAACACGCCGGCUAAUCCCCGUGCGUUGCAUGCUGCGAGUUCAGUGACAGUAAUUGCAUAACACCUAACCGUUACCUUCACACACUAUCGGCGUAGCAUGUUGCCAGCGUGUCGGAGAGCUAGCAGGCCAGAGAGCGUGGGAGCGAGAGAGAGAGAGAGAGAGAGAGAGAGAGAGAGACUGGGGGAGAGACAGAGUGCGCAAGGCAGAGAGAUCGAACCGUUCGAUUAAACGUUACCUCCGCACACGAAUGAAACAGGAUUAAAUAGGUAUUCUACUUGUACUUAUCUUAGCACGGUCGGCUCGAACAGGUAUAUAUACACAUAUAUAUUUUCUUAUCGGAACGUUAGACGAUCUAGUCUUUUUGGGAUUUCUUAAGGUGCCAUACAUAUUACGUACGCCUAUAUAACAAUUCUUAUCGAGAUUAUUAUAUACUAAGACAACACCAGAGAACAAUGGACGGUCCUAUCGAGACCGAUCCACCAAGCAAGACAGAUUUAACGAUUCUCGCGCUCUCGUCUUUGCCGCGUUAUCAACGUUGCCUCCCUCGUCCUUCCAGUUCCCAUCACCGUCCGUCCCUGAUCACCCCAGUCUCCUCCCUCUCCUCCUCCUCCUUCUCUUCUGGUCCCUUUCCUCCCACACCACGUCACCAUCUCUAGCUUGCCCACCGUUCCCCGGAGAAAGGCGGAAGUGACCGACUUACCGUUUUGUCUCGAAUUAUACUCAAUCGAUUGCAUGUGCGACGAAUUAACGCGGUCACUGGCGACAAUAACGACCUUUUACGCUCCGGGAGGGCAGACUCCUGUCACGAGCUAGUUCAGAGACCAUGAUUGUGUACUCGGUGGCCGCCUGGUCGACGACGAGACCGCCGUUUUCCGCUCUCGGCUCGGCGAGGGCGACGGGGCCUCGAUCUUCGUCCAACGCGAGCGUUUGCCACGACCCGUGCCUCAGCGCGCGGACCUUUUUUUAGAGCCGGAGCUCUUCGACCGAGUCGUAGGGCGAGACCACGCGGCGAUCAUUCCCGCGACAGUCGCCACCACGACCGACCCCUCGGCAUGGAACAACCUCGCCUUGCAUGACAAUUGAGCGCGACACCGAGCGCCGCCGAUCGGUCCUCGAUCUUGGCCAGCCGGGGCCCUCGGGAACGGCGGACGCGUUCGCUUCGAAAGAGCAACGCGGGGCGUCUGGUUUGGUCCGCCAAGACUGGAAGUGCUAAGAGUGGACAUCAGCGGACAGAAGGUAGCGUUUCGUCCUGGGCCUGCCGGUGGACCCGUCAAAGGGCCUACCGAGCAGACUCUGCCUUAGACGCAGGGAAGGAAUGCGUUCCUCCGCGAUGCCGGAGCAAAGUCCGCGGGCCGAGAGGCCGGCGAAACAGUCGAUACGCUUGCGCGAGACGAGGUCGCGCGACCCGAACAGCCACGCCCCGCGACGCGGCGCUCCGCCAUUGGCCGCAGCGGCCGGCGGGGACGUUCCCACCCAACUGGAUCCUCCUACCGUUCAGCCGUCGAGGUGCCAAGCACGCGACAGCUGACCAACGUCCACUCGACCCAGAUCCACUCCGACUAAGAUCCAUCCUAGCUGGAUUGCCCUCCGAUUAAACUUGCCGAGCGUGACGCAGUCGCAGACUUGGUCGGCCAAACCGCACCUUCCGCCGAGCCGUUCGACGACCGACCGGAGGCGAACGGGGCCCGACGCUCGUUCCGUUCCAUGCUGACGGGACCGUCGAGAGUUCCGGCGACCUUCUACGAGACUUUUAUCGGGAAUUUUACGCAGCGCGCCCCCCUCGAUUGCCAGAGGGCGGCGCUCCGUCGAUCGGCAAUGGAUCGUUGUCCGCGAGAAUCGCGCGCGCCACGGGACCGGCCGUCGGCGACGGCCAAGCUGGGUCCCGUCCUCGCUCGAUUUCCGGCGAAGUCGACGCGCCGGGUCAACGGCGACCCCGUUACGGGCGAGUCGCGACCGGUCGCGUGAACGCGAACGGAACGAGUCUCGCGGUGGACCGAGACACCGUGUGCAACAAGAUGUGGCACGUUGCGUGGAGCCGCGGGAUUUUAUGAUAGAGCAACUAUUUUCGUAAGGUUUUUAUACGUGGCGAGAGACAAGGAUGUUAGAUGUAACGAACAAAACACACGCGAGGCGUAACUGUGUAGAGAGACGGUCGCGAGGAUACACCUUUAUUCAUAUCUAUUGUGGCUCAACGACGAGACGCCGGCGUGAUUGUUGCGUGACGUUUUUCUUUUUUCUUUUUUUUCGUAGGCGUGGACAAGGACACCGUUUAGGGCCACGCGAGAGCAACAUUACGUACGUGAAUUACAUGUAUCGUUGGCACGGGAAACUCGUCGAACGGAGGGCCCACGUUGAGGGGAUAUUACGAAAUCUCGAGAAAAGAGCGACUGUAUACGCACUAAACGUGACUAAGCAUUUAAGAUUACACGAUUACGAUUGCAAUGUUUAUAUAUAUAUCUAUUAUAUGUAUAUAUAUAUUUAUAAAUUAUAUAUAUAUAUGAAAUAUAUAUGUACAUAUAGAUAUUACACAGAAAACUAAACGUCUAUCCGCUGUCUCUAUGUAAACAUGUAAACUUAUUGUAUAUGUAAGUAUGUAUAUCGUUGCGAUGUUGUAAUUAUACAUAUAUGUAUAUACAUAUA